CUUAACAUUAACUUAUCUCUUUUUGCCACGUAUCAAUGAAUAAAGAUAUGCACUGGAUGUAGAGAGAAUCGCAAUCGUAUUAAGUAUUCGAUAUUCACAAUUACACAAAAAACCCCACGAGAUUCAUGUUGCCGAUAUUUUUACUGAAUCUGGAGAUUUUCCAGAUUCUGUUCGCGGCGUUGCUUUUGUUGAAUGUCGCUAUCACAUAGAAUAAAAAAGAACUACCCAACACAUCAUGCAAUUGCGAAGAUAAAAAACGCCUCGAAACAAAUAGUACUUGUCAUGCCGGGCCGCCCAACAUAGCAUUCCAUUGACAUUGUACUUCUUAAGUACGAUACGCAAUGCUAAACAGAUUCGUGCGGAAUAAAGUCGUUUUUUCUGUGUGAUAGUGACACGGACCUACAGACCGCUCACCCAGUUCUACGAUUGGUUUGCAUCCUAGGGGAGUGUCACGUGUGCAAUCGUCAAAAUCAAAUAAAAAGAUAGGAAAUAGUAAUUUGUCAUGCUCCUGUAGCAAAAAACGGCCGCGGCCGCCAGUGGCGUUGGUUCUACUAUGGACCUACGAUGUCUAAUCGGCGCAUGACAGAUUUUUUCAGACACUUGCGCCGAAUUUGUCACGACGUCGGUGUUCGGGGUAAAGAAGUGCUUGCCCUGCUCCCGUCAUGAAAGUCAGUGCCCCCUUUCGUGACGUUGAUCGUGCCGGGACUUCUAAACUCGCUCGGUCUUCCUUACUUUCUCUGCAUCAAUCCUGCACGAAUUUUCUUGCAUCGCGUGGGCUAUUGUGUUUUUGACGAUUUCCCACCUGAGUUUAUUUCCAUACGUUCUCCGGGCUCGAGAUCGCUAACCACCGGGGGUAUGGGCAAACCGCGUGCAAGUUUUAUUUGGUGUUUUCCAGCCCCUUUCUCUCCCCGGCUGCGCACCGAGCCGCCGGUGUGGCAUGGAUGCUCGGACUGCUUGCACUUGCCUGCUUGAACGCUUACGACCUCGCCUCUCCGAGUGCAGCUGGUGGCGCCCCGACGUUGAUGACCAACAUCCCCGCCCACGAGCACUACGACGACGUUGCGGUGCCGCUUUUCGCCGCCGCACUAUGGCUCUUGGUGAUGCUUUGCUACCACCUCUACAUGUCACAGCUGUACUGCGAAGCGCAUGUGGGCGCGCACGUCACGAUGACGAUUCCGCCCACGAUAGUUCAUUGCUUCUUCUACAACUGCAGCAAGGCGCACUGUCUCGUCGCGUUCGCCGCAAAAAAUUCUACUAUCCCGCAGACGACGACGACGACCCCUGCAGAUGAUAGCAUUUAUUCCGUCGCGCUUUCCGAGAUGAGAGCUGAAAAUGUUGGUGAAGAAGAUGUGCAAAAUAACCGAAAAAUCCUGACCUUGUCCGUGGUGUUCGCGUUUCUUAUUAAGUCCAAUCUAUGGCGUUCUCAAACGCUACAUUCUCAACUGUUACAUGAAUUUGUGAUGCAAGAAUGGCAAAACUGAAAGGGGGAAGAUUGCGCCCUUUGCAUGACAGAUUUGGCACAGAUUCUCAUCCUGUUUGUCCCUUCGGGAAUUUGUCAUGCGAAGCAGCUUGGUCGUGUCGAUUCUGAUUGGGAUUUUGCAUCACAAAUCAUGCAACAGUUGAGAAUGUAACGUUUGAGAACGCCAUACAAUCUGCUGCUCGCUUACUGCUGCGCCGGGUUUUCGAAGUUGAAAACCAGCGUGAAGCGCGGACGCUCCUGGAUGGACGGAAGCACGUUGCAGGCUUGUAUUUUUGAAGCGCUGUCCCUGUCGAAAAACGCAGCAAUUCGGGCCAAUAUGCCGGUCGCGCCUGCUCGAGUGGAUGAACUACAAGAAAGAGAAAUAAACUCAGAAGACGGAGCCACGACAAGAAAUGAAACCUCAAGACGACUCAACACUCCAGGAAACACGACAACCUGCUGCAAUGUUCCGAACUACACUUUCGGGGUGCCCACUCCUUUUUCUGAUCGUCUGCAGGAUAUGCCACAGAAAAAAGCUGGCAGGGCAUAAUAUUUCUAUUUGUAAUGCAAAAAUAAAUUUAUUUUUGCAUUUCCUGGUUGACCAGUUGGUAUGGUCGACUAUAGGUGCCACCCUCGUUUCUCACCUCCAGGGGCCCUGGGCACCUCACCAUUGAUGUUUCACUUGGUGGAAGAUGACAGGGCUCUACGAGCUAUUACGGGUGUCUAUUGUCUAUUUAUUUUUGCAUUACAAAUAUGACCUGCCAGUUUUUUUCUGUGUGAUACAGGAAUGGAUUCUGGACAAAGUGCUCCUGUUGCGACUCGCAUCCGUUAUUUCAGUCUGGUUCGAAUUCCUGGCACCACUCAUCUUGCUGCCGAACUUCUUCUUUUGGGUGAUCGAUGUCUCUACUUCGCCGCUACUUCUCCCUGAAGACGAACCAUCGCAAAGUAGUCCUGCUCUGCCCCAUGAGGAAAUGACAACAGAAGUGCCUGUUCUUCUGCUUCUCAAUUACGGAUUCUUCGUCUGUGGCUUGCUCUUUCAUUACGGCAUCGCUCUAUUACAGAAUGUGGACUUCGUUUCUUGGUGGGCACCCGUGUACUUUAUUUUGCUGACGGACCCCGCCCUACGGCUCUAUUACGCUACAACGGAAUUGGGAGCACCGUUUCCGCACAUCUUUGACGCCAUCGUCGCUGCACUUCAGAUUUCUCCGGUAAUGCUGUCUUGUGUAGUUUUUCAUAAAAUCGCGCUAUUGGUUGAACGUUUUUGCUCAUUUUGGCCUUGUCCUGCAUUUAGAUUCUCAUCUCUGUCUCUCUUGCUUCCAAUAUUAUAGCAAUACAAUACUCCAUCGCAGCUAUUGGAAGCCAUUUGUUGCUGUCCACGACCGUCAUAUUACACCAAAAAUCAUGACAGGUGUUUACCUCACUGAGCCUCUUGUACUUUCUGACGCACGUGAUUGCGGCGGCCUGCAUCCAGAGUGGGUAUUUGCACCCGGGGAACGAGUAUCUUCCGUAUUCGGGCUACGCCAUGUUUUCGGAAAUUAAGGAUCUUUUUGACGGAGCGUACCGUAAAGCGUUUUGGCUUACUGAGAAGGAACAUCUCACUAUUGUAGGGAAAAAUCCCCCCUCCCCAUGCUGAAAGUGUAUGCUUGUAAAAAUUUGUGAUCCUGAUUUGUGGCCACAGAUCCUGUCUCUCGUGCAAGAGAGCAAAUCCGAUGAAUCCACCGCCGACUUACGCAGGCGCUUUGUAAUGCUGUUGCGCCUACAUCACAUGGCAAGCCUCUGCUAUGCUGAGCACCUACACCGAAACGCCCCUGCGCAGGCUUAGGCUUUGCCUGCAGUGCCUCGCUGCAAAACAGAGCGUCCACAAAUCCAGCAGCGGAGAUCUCCGCUGCAAUAUGGAGAGGGGGGAUUUUUCACUUUGAUACUCACCGGCACCCUGAAGAAUUACUGCUUCCCGCUGCUCGGGCGCCGGCCCAUCGUGACCGAGGAAGAGGUUCUUCGUUUGUAUAACCUGCUCAGCUGUUACAACCUCAAACGUUACAAUAGAAUAUGGCAAUCUGUGACGCAAGAGUGCAUGACCUAGCCUACUCCCACAGGAUUGCGCAUGACAAGUUCUGGAGGCCCAAUCCGCACUAGAAUCUGGCGAAAUUUGUAUUGCAAAAGGUGGAACGCUGUGCGAGUCUGUCAUGCCCAUCAUGCAACACAAAUUCCAGAUUCUAUUGUAACGUUUGAGAUUGUAACAUCUGAGAGGGUUAUAGUUUGCCUUUUCGGUACAUGGUAGUUGCGCACAACGGGCUGAAACCACGAGAACAAGCACCACUCCCGCGAGAAAUAGAAGCAGGGUCUCUUGCUCCUGCUCAAGAAAUAAAACUCAACGACACGUCGAAACCACGGCCGAACGAUCAUUUUUCGCAAAAUUAUUACCUCUCAGGCGACACAUCGGUAUCGAAAAGUAACGGUCUGCGUUCUUUGCAUAGCGGUUUUGGUGACGCCGCAUCGGCCAGGUUUGACGACCGAGGGAGUUGUUUGAAGGAAAAGCUACUUCUGCGCACAUCACCGACAGCACGAGAAGCGUUCUUAGAGCCCAGCACAGUGGAUGACCUCGUGGCCGAACCUUUGCGCGUGGUCACCAACGUGGAACUCACGCCCGAAAUGGAAGUGCUGCUCGCAAAAAUCAAUCUGCUCGGCUGCCUCGGCAAGGAUAAGUUCCGAGACGCCAAGAACGUUCGCCAGCUGUUGCGGCUCUUCGAACAGUUGCGGCACCACUUUCUCCGCGCGGACCGAAAAUCGCGUCUCGGCACAAAAGCGAGAAAUAACCGAGUUUGAAGUUGUCCUUGAUGUCCUUCGAAACAGGCCGAUUCUGCAUCGUCGUGAUCGCUUGGAAACAGCACCACGAAUUGUAAGUACUGAAGUAGUACAUAGCUGCGCAUACUCGUGCUUUUUGUUGUACGCAUUUCCAUUUUCAUAAUUUUGAUUUUGCUGGCCUAGCGGCACAGGAAAUAACUAGCUUCCUGCAACUUACUAUACGGACAUUUGUUCAAACUUCAUGUCUCCGAAAUAAACUUUAUGUAAAUCAAUGGAUUGUUUGAAUCAUGUCCAUCGCGACGUGUUGGUGUUUGCUUAUGCUUGAUUAAAGAUUUCCUCCGCGUACGCAAACGCACUGUCACCCUGAAG
This is a messenger RNA of Amoebophrya sp. A120, 4630 nucleotides long. The record is from the annotation of a GenBank genome assembly. Lineage: Eukaryota; Dinophyceae; Syndiniales; Amoebophryaceae.